UUUGUGUUUUCCGGACAGCCAUUAGGUCUCCAAGGCUCAUCUCAAUUCCGUUCUUGACAUUUGAGGCAUUCCGUUUCUCUCCUUGUCCUUCAGCCACUAUGUUCAGAACGUCCUUGAGAGCUUUAUCACUCAAAUCUGCUCGUUCCAUUCGUGCUGCUAGGUCAUUCUCGUCGACAUGGAUCCGCAGAGAAAGUGAAGGAGCCCGAAUAGCCUGUCUGGAUACGUUCACAGAAGAGGAGCUGAUGAUCAGAGAGACUGUGCAACGAUUUGCAAACGAUGUCGUACGACCCAAAGUCAAAGAAAUGGAUGAGAAUGAACAAAUGGAUCCUUCCAUCAUCAGUGGUUUGUUCGAACAAGGACUCAUGGGUAUCGAGACAUCUGCCGAACACGGGGGCUCUGAAUCUUCCUUCACGUCAGCCAUCAUCGCCAUUGAGGAACUUGCCAAAGUUGACCCGUCGGUCUCUGUCUUGUGUGAUGUUCACAACACUCUCGUUAACACCGUGUUGCGUAAAUAUGGUACAGAAGAACAAAAGGAUAAGUGGCUACCCCAGCUGUCUGAGUCAAAGCUUGGAUCCUUCUGCUUGUCCGAAUCGGCUUCCGGCUCAGACGCAUUUGCACUUCAGACUCGAGCGAAAAAGGACGGAGAUAAUUAUAUUAUCAACGGUACCAAAAUGUGGAUCACCAACUCGUACGAGGCCGAAAUAUUCCUUAUAUUCGCCAACAUUGACCCCACAAAAGGAUACAAGGGAAUAACCUGCUUCAUUGCUACCAAGGACAUGGGCAUUGAAAUCGCAAAGAAGGAGCAGAAAUUAGGGAUCAGGGCGUCCUCGACCUGUACUCUUAGCUUCGACGACGCAAAGAUACCCGCUGAAAACAUCAUUGGUGGAGAAGGUAACGGGUACAAGAUUGCUAUUGAGAUCCUCAACGAAGGCCGUAUUGGUAUCGCUGCCCAAAUGCUUGGUCUUGCACAGGGGGCCUUUGCGUUGUCGGUUCCCUACACAUACACACGCUCACAGUUUGGGCAACCCAUUGGUACCUUCCAGGGUAUGGGCUUCCAGUUUGCAGAAGCCGCCACACAGAUCGAGACCGCCCGUCUUCUGACGUAUAAUGCAGCCCGGAGAAAGGAGAUGGGCUUGGGUUUCGUCAAGGAGGCAGCGAUGGCGAAGUGGUGGGCGAGUAAGGUCGCUGAGAGCGUUAGUGGCAAGGCGAUAGAGUGGAUGGGUGGUGUCGGGUUCACACGCGAGACUGGUGUGGAGAAGUACUGGCGAGAUUCGAAAAUCGGCGCGAUUUACGAAGGAACGUCGAACAUUCAGCUGCAAACUAUUGCCAAGUUCAUUCAGAAGGAGUAUGGGUCUUAAGCACUGGCGGUUUUGUCAUUCAACUAGGUCUUGGACCGUAUCACUGUAUCACUAGCCUUGUGUUUUAUCCAGAACAUCAUGGUACACUAUUCGACAGCAUCAUAUGACACAAAUCGGCCACUUGGCAGCGCGCAUCUCCGUAGUUCAACUGGUGAAUGUUAAACAUGCGAAUACGGUACCAUACAUCGCUGCCAAAAUUAGACAAAUACGCAUCAGUAGGUGCUUAUGCGCUUUGGACCAACUGGCACAGCUAGAGGCUUACCUGGAUGAGCCUGGAUAUCUCCUUCACACCACCGGAAGAAAAUACCUUAAAAAAGUUUGAUGCACCUCACGCCGCGGUCCUUGUAGUUGCGGGGGUAUGUUCCUUUAGAAUAAUGGCUUGGUGAUUGAUAAAUAAAACUUCUCUACCACUUGAUAUGACAGUAACACGGCAGUGCUAUGGUGGUCUCGCCCGGAAAGGUGAUCAAUGGCGGUGGG
Molecule: messenger RNA, 1835 nt
Organism: Desarmillaria tabescens
Lineage: Eukaryota; Fungi; Basidiomycota; Agaricomycetes; Agaricales; Physalacriaceae
Product: acyl-CoA dehydrogenase/oxidase
Exons: 9
Coding region: 99-1358 (419 amino acids)
Cellular component (GO): mitochondrion
Molecular function (GO): flavin adenine dinucleotide binding; acyl-CoA dehydrogenase activity
Source: RefSeq, a predicted model, not a curated record